AUGGACGUUGCAAGCACCACCUUCACGCUGAUGAAGGAAGCCUACCGCGGCAUCCUGUUCAUCCGCACCGUUAUCGAAAACGCUAAAAACAUGGAAGCCGACCAAAAGGAUAUCAAGUCCCAGAUUGACGAGGAGAUUGGAUUCUUGGACACCUGCAAGCUGCUCCUUUUCGAUGGCAACGGGCAGUUCAGACAGCCGCGCGGUCUCCCGAUCGCCUGUUUCGAGAAGAAGGUCGAAAACACCACUCGGAAGCUUUUGCAGGCGAUGUCGGAGUAUACCACCAUCGCGGGCAAGUACGAAGUACCUGAAUCCAAGGGAUGGGAGCACGUGGUGGGUGACUCCAAAAGCAUGACGGAAUGCAUGGCCGUCAAAGUCCAUCGGGUGCAGCAGAAGGUCAAAGAUAUCAAGAAACGGUACCUCGAUUGGAGCGUAUUUGACCGAGAAAGGGUCCUGGAGGUUCUGCGAGUCUACACCGGUCAUGCACACGAGCUUCGUGAGACCCUGAGUCAUAUUGUGCUGAUCUGCCUCGCUGCCGGAGAUACUUGGAUCAAGGAGGUUCUCGAAAAGCAAAGUCAAGAUAGAUGGCUCCAGGAAGCUGCAGCACGCCGGCUUCUUGGCCUCCAGGAUCCGCCAGCCGACUUCGAUGCCCUGGACUGGGACAGGAUCAGGCCGCCAACAGGCACGAAGCUCGCCACGGACUCCGACAUUGUACAUGCCCAGUAUGACGACCACUCGGGCCAGACACACAGUGUCAUUGUGGAAUACCGUUCGUAUGACCCUGUCCUAAGGACCGCCCCCGGUAGCGUCCUUUCCGAAUUGAAGGCACCCAUCCGCAAACUCGCGUGGGCGAUGCAGUCCGCGUUCACGAAACCAGAAGAUGCCGGCCGUCCAUCGACUCUCCGCGUCUUGCCCUGCUUGGGAUACGUCGACGACAUGAAGAAGUGGCGCAUCGGCUUCGUAUACCGAUGUGCGCAGCUUCAUACCGGAGACGAAGCGGAGCAGCACGCAACACUGCACAGUCUAAUCAGGCAGUCCACUGUCGGUCAGUCCACCGUCGGCGGCGAAGGGCAGUCUGCUGUCCGUCAAGAUCAUCCCCUGCCCAAACCUUCGUUGGGCGAGCGCUUUCGAAUCUCCGCCGAGCUUGCGGCGACGGUCUCUGGGAUCCAUGGAUUUGGCUGGGUGCACAAAGGGAUAUCAAGUCGUUCGAUCAUCAUGUCGAGCGGCACAAAUGGGGAUGGCCGAAGCCCACACCUCAUCGGAUGGUGCUAUGCGCGUCAGCAGAAUGGCGAGACCCUGAAGGUCAACCCAGCUGAGGACCGGGCAUCCGAUCUGUAUCGCCACCCGAACCGUCAAGGACAUCCUAGCGACAGGUUCACGAUCCGUCAUGACAUCUACUCGCUUGGUGUGGUACUCCUCGAGGUGGCCCUUUGGGAAACAGCGGACGAACUGUGCAAAGGUGUCGAUCACCCUAUCAAAAUACGCGAGACCUUGUUGCAGCGCACUAGCGACACUGUCCCUUGGCUCAUGGGCGAGCGGUAUGCAGAGGCCGUGCGACGUUGUCUCGAAGGGGACUUCGAUAUCCCAGGUGACCACAACCGUGAAGCCCUGCUGGGCCUUGCCUUCAGGGAUUUGGUCGUUGAUGUGAUUGCAGCUGGACGGGCUCUAUGA
Aspergillus versicolor CBS 583.65 is the source of this 1668-nucleotide messenger RNA. RefSeq lists its product as uncharacterized. The record is from RefSeq and is a predicted model, not a curated record. The transcript has a single exon. NCBI's taxonomy places the organism in Eukaryota, Fungi, Ascomycota, Eurotiomycetes, Eurotiales, Aspergillaceae. The coding region runs from base 1 to 1668 and encodes 555 amino acids.